AUGGGUUUGCUUUUCUCCGUGAUUUCUUUCUGGAGUCCGCUCACCGAAUGCCUGGUGGGGCACUUGCAGGACCGCGAGGUGCUGAAGCGCUGUUUCCCAGUGGAGCGAUGGGGUCGCCGAGCUCCCUUCUUGGCCACGCAUUGCGUCAUAGCUGCGGUGGCUGCCAGUGCUGUUUACAUGCCACCGAGCAAUGCCACAGGUCCGCUGGAGGUCUGGUUCGUGCUCGUGCUCAUGCUGUCCUACUGGGGAGCUUCUUCCUGCGUCAUCGCCUUCGAAGCAGCCCGUCAGGAGAUCUACCCUUUCAAGGAAGAGCGCAUCGUCGUCGAAGGUCUAUGCAAGUAUACUAUGAUGAUGGGUGGGGGCUGUGGAGCCAUCCCUGUCUUGGUGCUCAUGGCUGAUGCUUCAAUGCUGCACCGCCUUCUGUUCGUGUUCUACAUUCUCCUGUUUGGCCUGGUCAGCCUGGAGGCAGUUCCGAUCUUCCGCGAUGCGAAGGCUUCUCCGUUGCCACAAGUCCCAUCAGAGGCGCAAGAAGUCCAAAGCAGCACAGGCGAAGCUGGUGGCGUCCUGCAGAUCCUCUGCGAGGUAAUGCCGCGCUGUGGGUGUUGCAGGCGCAAGGACCAGCGCGCCCCCAACAUGGCAUUUCGGCAUUUGAUGGCGGUGAAGUUCUGGAAUGGAGCAUACGGGGCAUCGAUCGGCUCCACGCUCUUUUAUUAUGUGACCUAUGUGCUGCGGCUUGGUGGAUGGGAGCGUAUGCAGGUUAUCGUGGGAGGUGGUCUUCUGGCCGGCGUCACGGAGGUGGCCCUCAACUGGAUCUACAUGCAAGUCUUCAGCGCUGGAGACGUCAGGUUAGACAUGACCGGCAAAAAAGAUCGCAAGCUGCUGCGAUACGUGGUAUUCUCUCGAUUCUUCAAUGCGAUCGCAACAUUCGGCAUCAUUGGAUGGGCGGAGCCUUCAGUCUUUAUGGUAUUUCUGUGGGCUGUCACGACACGAUUUGGCUUGGCCAGCUUCUCGUUCUGGCGAGUUUCUGCUCAGUGUUGGCUGGUGGAUGAGGACUGCAUCUUUGGUGAGGUGCCAGGGCGGCGGCGCCAAGGUGUGAUCUUUGGUGCACUGGCCAUGACUCAAAACUUUGCAGGUGCUGUUUUCUCCUCUCUGACCUUCCUCGGUCUGGGUCUGGCAGGGCUCCAGACUGUGAAUUGCGAGGAUCAGUGCAAGCACCUUUCCACCAAGCAAAUCGUCGACUCUACUGGUGCCGUGGGUGAGUGCAUCGAAACCUGCUUCCUUGGCGUGAUCGCCAUGCAGCCCGACAGUCUGCGCUGGUACGUCCGCGCAGUGAUCGGAUUCUGGGCUCCUUUGUGCGAGCUGUUUGUCGCCUUCCACGCAUGGAAGUUUCCGAUAAAGGGGGCCAGGCUGCGGCGCUUGUACGCAGGAAUCAGCCAAAGUCGGGGCGAGGAGAUUAACCUGACAUUGGAGGAUGCAGGGACACCUCACACGGGCAAGUCCAAGAUCGUCCUCAGUGUGGAGGCCACAAAGAGCAACAACUCUAACAAGAUGCGGCGCCAGAACACUGAUGGAGAAGGUCUUCUUUGGAGGUUAGCGCAUACAACUGCGUUGGUGGACUCGUGGCCUGGAGCGAAGUCACUCUCGGUCCUUUUCGACAUCAACGAGGCGGCUCCUUUGGACAUGCGGCGCAGCUACUGGGCUUGGACUAUCGCUUGGGGCAUCGUGCACCAUGCUGAAGGGUUCUUUGUUUGGCUUUUGGCCGGCUUGUGA
This is a messenger RNA of Symbiodinium sp. CCMP2592, 1770 nucleotides long. NCBI's taxonomy places the organism in Eukaryota, Dinophyceae, Suessiales, Symbiodiniaceae. The record is from the annotation of a GenBank genome assembly.